This is a messenger RNA of Pneumocystis murina B123, 1443 nucleotides long. RefSeq lists its product as hypothetical. The transcript is spliced from 2 exons. Gene Ontology annotation, molecular function: protein binding. Lineage: Eukaryota; Fungi; Ascomycota; Pneumocystomycetes; Pneumocystales; Pneumocystaceae. Bases 1 to 1443 code for a protein of 480 amino acids. The record is from RefSeq and is a predicted model, not a curated record.
AUGAAUAAAUACAACAAAAUGAAACUAUUUAUUCAGCAGAAAAUAAAAUAUUCAAAGCACUUUAGAAUGCUGCAUAAUGAUUCAUAUAUUUUGUCUAAAGAAAUUAAAAUGUUAUUAAAUCGAGGAAAUAUUACAGAUGCAAUUAUAAAAGUGCGUAAUCAUAAUCAAAAUGUAUCAUGUACUGUCUCAUGGAAUCAUAUUAUUGACUAUUGUAUGAAUAAUGGUAGAGUUAAUCUUGCUUUUAAGUGUUUUAAUGAAAUGAAAAAAAGAUCUCAUUUUCCAAAUUCGCAUACAUUUACUAUAUUGUUACGUGGACUUUCUAUGAAUUCAAAACAUCCUAGGAGUUUUUCGUAUGCUUUUCAUAUUUAUAAAUCAUUAUGGUCAUCUAAGUAUACUGAUCGUUUGAGUAUUAUUCACACCAAUGCUAUGCUUCAGGUUUGUGCAGUUACUAAGCAAUCUCAAGCGGCAUUUGAGGUUUUUGAAGAGGUUUCUAAAAGUAACCUUGUUGCUGAUUCUAUAACAUAUACUAUUUUAUUCAAUAUUUUAAGUCACGAAAACAUGAAAAACAUAAAUGUAUAUGAUAAGAGACAAAAAUUAUUGAGAAAAGUUAUUGAAGCAUGGAAUAUGAGGGGUUUUGUUGUUGAUGAAUCUCUGAUUUGCUCGAUAUCUUUAUGUUUUCUUCAAGGAAAGAAACGUAAAGACUCUGAUUUUGUUUUUACAUUGGUUGAGCGCUUUUUUGGCAUAAAAAGGAUGAUACCUCCCCUUCAAGAAAAAGCUGAUAUACUUAUAAAUGAUUUUAAUUUGAAUCCAUCUUUAUCAGAGAGUCAAUAUAUCAAGAUUAGCAAUAAAGGUUUAAACAUUAUAUUAUUGGCAUGCCUUUUAUUAAAAAAAGAGAAAUAUGGAAUCGAAUAUUGGGAUUUCAUAAUAAAGAAUUAUGGCCUUGUUCCCGAUUAUAAUAAUUAUUAUAAUUAUUUUCUGCUACUUAUACGCACUAAACUAAGAAGUACUAUUGAUAAGGUUAUAGAAAAUAUAAUACAAAAGCAGGUCAGUUUAGAAAACAAUGUAAUAUUGCUCUAUAUGAAAGCAUGUAAUAAAAAUAGGACCCAUAGUGAUUAUAUUAUAGCAAAAACUAUAUUAAAAAUAGUGAUACUGCAUAAAAUGAAAAUAAAUUUAUUCAUUAUUGAUUUAUUUUUACAAAUAGCUAACAAUACUGUUUCUAAAGAUGAUAUUUUGGAUUUAUUAAAUCUUUUACAACAAUUUGAUUUGAAAUCGCUAAUUUUUGCAAUAAGUCAUAUAAAAAAUAGGCAUGAAAGAAAUGAUGCAAUUUCAGCAGGGAUUCGUAUAUGUUCUAACCUUAUCAAAUAUUCCAAAUACCUUUCUGAAAAUGAAUAUAAAGAUAUUCAAAUAUUAAAAGAUAGAGUUUUAAAAAUGCGAUCUUUAUAG